AUGGCCAAUAAAUCACGACCAAAGAAAAUCAAGGCCCCUUAUAGGAAGUAUGUGGCGGGCGAGGGUUUCUCUUCUACAAGAAGUGAUAACCAAGCGAAGGAAUUCACUAUCACAGUACCCGAUGAUGCAGAACUAAUUGAGACUCCGCAGGGGUCUUAUUAUUAUGAUGAAACGAAUGAUACUAUAGUGAAGUUGACCCGACUGAGCAAUGGUAAAAAGGAUAAAAAAGGAUACAGGCAAUUGCCAUUGUCAUCAUUAGCAUCGCACACUAAGAAAGAAGAGGAUGGACAAGUAAUAGAAAGAGAGAAAAAAAGCAUAAAUUCGUUAUCUUCUAGGAUGGUCUUGCCAUGGGAAGUUCAGUAUAGGAUAAUCCAUUAUCUUGAUGUACCGCAGGAAGAAGAAAAUGGUGAUAAGGUCACUAGUGGAAAAAGAAUAACCACAGGGAUAAUCGUGAAUUACCUGCUAGUUUGUAGAAACUGGUAUGGCAUGUGUCUACCAAAGCUUUAUUUUGCACCAGCAUUGACAAGUAAGAACUUCAACGCAUUUGUCGAUACAAUCAUUAUAAACAAGAAGAAGAAUUUGGGAUAUUACGUCUUUGAGUUGAAUUUGUCUACAAUUCUACAAAGUGGUAGAAAUUCUUUUGUUUCCAAGCUGUUGCGACGAUGCUGUUCUAAUUUAACCAAAUUUAUUGCUCCACAGACUAGCUUCGGUUACGCGCCACUAAUUUCAUUGAAAUCGUGUCAUGAUUUAAAGUUUCUAGACUUGGGACUAGUGUCAGAAACGGUUAAACUAAAGGAGCUAUUUUCUGCGAUCAAAAACUUCACCAAAUUAACCCAUUUAUCUUUCCCUAGAUCAUCGAUUGACUGCCAGGGGUUCCAAGAUAUUGAAUGGCCGCAAAAUCUCAGAUAUCUGAAAUUAAGUGGGGGGAUAACAAAUGAAUUUGUCAUCGACACGAAAUGGCCAAAAACCAUCACCACUUUGGAACUUUCUUACUGCCCUCAAAUCAUGGAGUUGUCUAUCUACUCGUUGUUGUCACAGAUUGGCGAUAAUUUAAAACACCUAUUUUUCCACUAUCCGAUGCCAUCCUUGACGGAAAAUUCCUUGGACCACAUCUUCACGUAUUGUGCUAAUUUGAUUUCGUUGCAAAUCAUGGUUGAUUAUUGUUCCAAAUGGUGCUUUUCUGAAUUCAUGCUGAGUAAAUUGGUGGAAUACGAUAGACCCCUCAAAACUCUGUACUUGGAAUGCAGCGGUUCCCUGGGAUUGGCCUCUAAGAUUCAUCCUGAUGACCUGACAAUUGCCAUAUUAGAGUCAAGGCUACCCUGCCUGAAGAAUAUAUGUGUUUCUCCCAAGUUGGGUUGGAACAUGAAAAGCGACGAGGUCGCCGAUUUAGUAGUUUCUUUGGAAGAUCAAGAUGGCAGCUUAUAUCUAAAUUAUUAG
Molecule: messenger RNA, 1437 nt
Organism: Saccharomyces kudriavzevii IFO 1802
Lineage: Eukaryota; Fungi; Ascomycota; Saccharomycetes; Saccharomycetales; Saccharomycetaceae
Gene: PFU1
Product: Pfu1p
Exons: 1
Coding region: 1-1437 (478 amino acids)
Source: RefSeq, a predicted model, not a curated record